AUGUCGUUUAAGAGAAGAGGGCUAGGGUUGGGAAUUUGUGUCGAAUCAACUUCUUCCCUUUACUCAAAAUUGCAGCGCCGUGGCUGCCUUCGCGACUUCUUCAUAUUCGUUCUCGCUUCGAAUUCCGACGAACUCACUGCAACAACACUGUGCUAUGAACAACAUCCCAGGAUGCAUCAACGAACUUUGUUCAUCCACCGUCUCAUGCUUUCAUCCACUGAUUCAAACCAAACUUCAUCGCUUGCUUCGACCAACCGAUUUGACGCAAUCUCAAAAAUCACCAUUGCCUCUUUGUCUGCUCGCCAUUCACAGCAUCUUCGUGUCGUUUCUCUUCUUCCAAUGCUCAUCUCUGAUUUGCUCAACUCAAAUCAUGCUCGCUCAAAGCUCUUCGACCUCGCCUUCGCUCAGCAUCACAGUUCAUUUUCUACUUUAUCAGCUUCACCUCCUUCUCUCGUUCACAUGCUACUUCCAACCAUCGCAUUCAACAACCAACACGUUCUCGGUUCGUUCAUGAUGAAAUCCGAAAUGGAAGGAAACAAUAACACUAUAUGCUACUGA
Molecule: messenger RNA, 558 nt
Organism: Vicia faba (fava bean)
Lineage: Eukaryota; Viridiplantae; Streptophyta; Magnoliopsida; Fabales; Fabaceae
Source: the annotation of a GenBank genome assembly